UCACGUGGUGCGUCGGGAGCGGGCGGUGGGUGUGUCUAAUCGAGUGUGGCUUCAUUCAUAACUAGUCUUUAUUUGAAGCCCAAAUUAAAGUAUGCAGACGGGGCAGGCUGCCGGUGGACCGCUUCAAACGGAGUCUACAGCCGGGCUGAGAUCAGACGUCGCAGAGAUAUGGGGCUGUCCUGAUCCGCGGGUUUUCGGAGGAGAGGGGAAGAUGCUGCCCAGGCUGCUGCUGCUGCUGCUGAUGCUGAGGCUGCUGAGUGCCGCCGGCUGCAGCGGAUCGCUGUAGUCGGGCCCCACAGAGCGGAGGGAAGCACCGUCAACAACGCCUGUAUAGACCGGUUCACUCACACCGACCUUUACCAUGAGCAAUGAUCUGCCUGUUCUGACAACUCUGACUGAGAGCUCCACUGAUGUGCCGGUGUCGGCUGGUCAGGUAGAGAACUAUGUCCUGCUGUUGGUGCUGCUGAGCGUUUUCGCCGGGGGGAUGCUGGUCCUGCUCUCCCUCCUGCUCCUCUUCUGUCACCGCUGCUGCAUGGGUGGGCGACGCUACUCCAGAGCGAGCGAUGACCCUGAGAAGACAAACACCACUUAUGCUGAGGAUUCUCAGCCCACGCAAGAAAUCACUAUUCGUCUAGAUGAAUCAGAUGCCCUCUCAGCAUCGAGCUGUCACGAUGGAGAGUCAGAACGAUUCAUCUCCACCGGGUCUACGGGCCGCAGAGUCUCCUUCAAUGAGUCUGCACUUUAUGAACAGGAGAAGACGACUCAGGACAAAGGACGCAGGUACACCCUGACCGAAGGAGACUUCCACCACCUGAAAAAGGCCCGGCUGACCCACCUUCACCUGCCUCCGGCACCAUGUGACUUAAAAAUACUCACCAUCAUGGAGUGCGACUCAACAGAGAGCAGCACCAUAAACAUCAGUGAGACAGCAGCUCCCAAGCUACCCCUCACCAUCUACCAGCCCGCUAAGAAGAGAGUCUCUGACUGGAUGGGCCAGAGCCUCAGCGGGGGUCUGCCAGGAGACCGACACCACUCCGUCAUCCUGGACGAGGGGCCCAGGCAGUCCUUAUCAGCCGUGAAACCACAGCACACGCGCUCUCAGACAAUGGAGGCUAUUGGCGACAGGGGAGAGGCCGAGAGCGAGACGAGUCAAACUGUGGGCCAAGCUUCAGUUCUGCAUUUCUUCUCCAAACUGCGGCGUCACGCCAGUCUGGAGGGGGCGGGGCCUUACUUCAGGAGGUGGAAGUUUGACACCACGCAUCGCGCUGCAAGUCUCGAUGCCAAAGGGUCCCCCAAGAGAAGGCCCUUUCAGAGACAGAGAGCAGCCAGUGAAACCACUGAUCAUGCUGAAGAUGACUCCUCUCCUCUCCGGGAUGAGGCCAUUGAAUCUUUUCCACAUACACCCAUCCAGACCGGUGGCCUCCAGUCACUCUCUGCAGAGUCUCUCUCUCAUCCCCAAACUGCACCCACAUCUUCAGUCUUCCUUAGCAGGCUUAAACUGGAGGCCAUGGUGGAGGUAGGUGGUAGCAGCACCAGGAGAGAAGAGUUCAGUUUGCCACCAGAUCGUUGCUUCGCCCAGAGGCAAGAGGAGGUUACAGUUAAUGGAACAGGAACACUGAAAGACGCAGUCGUAGGAACAGCAGCAGGAUCGGGAGGAGACGGGCUGGAGUCAGCGGACGAAGAUGAGUUGUUUGGGGCGCAACAAGAAGCUGUCAUUCAGGAAAGGUUUGAAGACAUGUUGAGGAAAGACGCAAAAACAGAUGGUGCGAUGGCAGACGCGAGGAAAAAGAACGAGGUAGAGCCAGAUGAUGGAGACGAGGUGGUCUUGGGAGCAGAAGCCAGACGAAGGACCGACUCGGGCUCAUCGCUCUCCUUCAUGCUUCGCCAGGAGAGCCUGGAGGCGCCUCCUUCCUUGUACAGAGACAUUUGGAGCUUGCGAGCCUCUCUUGAACUGUAUGCCUCCUCAGACCAGAGCAGUACAGACCGGGAGUCCAUCCGCAGUGAUGCGGACAGCGUCUCAUCCCUUGGCGGGGCAGGAGCUCGUUCUGGCCUCGACAGCUGCUUGUCCCAAGACCUGGAUGAUGAGCCUGAAGGAGACGGGGAGGGAGAGGGGUUGGAAGGGGGAACCAGAGGGGCAUUGGGUUUAGACAGUGAGAUGGGAAGUGGACCUGGGGGAGAGGGUGAGGGGGGGAACAGAAAGCUCCUUCAGAUGGACAGUGGUUACGCCUCUAUCGAAGCUCCAUCCAGGGCCCCUGAGGAGAUGCGACUGUUUGGGACUCCCGGAGCCCCACGAGGGAAAACGGCAUCAGAGAGGAGGUUGUUUUUCACCAACUCUGGUAGAAAGGGUUCAGUAUGCGAGAGCAUUGAGGCCAGGCUGUUUCAGGAGGAGCUGGAGGAUGAGAUGGCAAACAGCACAGAGCCAGAGGAGAAACUAAAGGAGAAACCACAGAGCGGCAGCCAAACUCUCACCCUCCAAGAUUCACAUCAACCUCUGAAAUCUCUUCACCCUCAGAAAUCUCCAGAAUCGCAAACACAGCUGAUGUCUCCACUUGUGAAAACAAUCCCACAGCCCACCAGUCCACACCGAACACGUCUCCGCCGCCGUGACUACAGCAUAGAUGAGAAGACGGACGCCCUAUUCAACGAGUUCCUUCGCCACGACCCACGGUUCGACCAGCAGGACUCCCCGUUACGUUCCAGGCACCGAUCCAGAGUUCACCUCCGGAAACAGUGGCAAAGACAUAAGCAAUACAGCGAUCCUGGCUCGAGCUCUGGGGGAAGAUACUCCCCGUCUUUGGAGAGGCAGAGGUUCACGCCGCUGAGGAGAGGGGACAGUGCUGGUUACCCUCUGGACACCAGAUACCACAGCACCCUCUCGCGCAUCGCAAGUGCUGCUGAUGAAGAAGCCAGCGAGGUCGCGGCUUCUGAGGAGGCAGCAAAGGAAAGAGCAGAGAGCGCAGAUCCAUCACACGAAGGCGCGGCAGAGGAUUCCCCACAAAGAGCUGCCAACAAAACAUCCGAAGGAGACGAUGCAACAACAAAGAGCAGCUCUUGUUGUGCAGCUUCAGCUGGCGACACCGAUGGCUGCCAAGCCUCCGCAGAGAGACAGACAGCAGAAAGCACAACUUGCCAGUCUGUAACCACUGUGCCUGCACAAACGAGCUUCAUGGACCCAAGAGUUGACAACAAGAACAACAACAGCAGUCAGGCUAUCCUAUCAGAGGUCUCCCUGCAGGCACAGAGCAGUCUGACAGACAAGCUGGCUGUGUCAGUGGAAGAGAGGCUAUACAGCGGCCUGCGCAGCACAGAGAUCAGCCAGGGGGAACCGGAGCGUGUGCUCACAGUGACUCGCACAGCCUCACCUGGAUUCAGUCCCAUGUAACUUGUUAACGUCUGUUUUCCAUCACUUUAUUUCCAGUCUGUUGUCUAUAGAGCGCACACCCAGAUAAACGGGUCCACAACAGUUCAAACAUCCUCGUGUUUCAGAUGUCUUCAAAAAAAAAAAAAAAGAAAAGAAAAAAAAAAGGACUGAAGUACCUUCUCGCUCAAGCAUUUUCAUUCACACCUUAACUGUCACUGUGAUGCCCAUGUGACACGUGAUAGUCCCUUCCAUUGGUAAUCAUGGGGAAAAAAAAAAAAAAAAAAAAAGACAGUUGCACUCAACCCAUCAUAAGAAAACCUACAUAUUCUACCCACAUAGACUUAACUGUGAAUUUUUUGGCAUGCUACCGUAGGUCCGAACAUCAUCAUAUGUGAAUACUGUACAGUUUACAAAAAAGCACUUUGAUGGGAAGAAAGACAAUGACGGUAUUUGUUCCCCCUCAUUUUAAAAACCAUAUCCUCAAGUGUCCUUCUUGUCUCGACCAUCAUGAGGUUAAAUGUCUGUGUGAGCUGUUGUAUCAGAGCAAUGCUGACCAUGUUUAAAAAAAAAAAAGAAACAGCGUAACAAUUCUUCAGUGCUUGCAGCCCUCUCUUUCAUGAACAUGUCUUAAAAGUAAAAACAGAUGGGAAGCACAA
Molecule: messenger RNA, 4017 nt
Organism: Oreochromis niloticus (Nile tilapia)
Lineage: Eukaryota; Metazoa; Chordata; Actinopteri; Cichliformes; Cichlidae
Gene: cbarpa
Product: CACN subunit beta associated regulatory protein a
Exons: 11
Coding region: 362-3382 (1006 amino acids)
Biological process (GO): negative regulation of calcium ion-dependent exocytosis; negative regulation of voltage-gated calcium channel activity
Cellular component (GO): plasma membrane; secretory granule
Molecular function (GO): transmembrane transporter binding
Source: RefSeq, a predicted model, not a curated record